Molecule: messenger RNA, 1481 nt
Organism: Drosophila albomicans
Lineage: Eukaryota; Metazoa; Arthropoda; Insecta; Diptera; Drosophilidae
Gene: Orc5
Product: origin recognition complex subunit 5
Exons: 2
Coding region: 114-1481 (455 amino acids)
Biological process (GO): DNA replication; DNA replication initiation
Cellular component (GO): nuclear origin of replication recognition complex; nucleus
Molecular function (GO): DNA replication origin binding
Source: RefSeq, a predicted model, not a curated record
CAAAUAAUCGAUAGCGUGCCGGUUCGUUUGUUUCUUAUACAGUGCAACCCCUGAUUUUGCCGCGCAAUACUUCCAGCUGCUACAGUCGUUUUCUUGUUGCCAAACAUAAACAAAUGGAGCAAAUCUGUGCAGCGUUGGAGCCGCAAUUUCCGUGUCGGGAAAUAGCUAUAACGACUUUGGGCGAACUUAUUGGCGACUGUGAAGAGGCCUAUCCACCUGUAAUCUAUGUUUUCGGCCACAGUGGGACAGGCAAAACAACAUUAAUUAACAGCUUCCUGAAACAAUGCCAGAAGCAGCAAAAAGUACGCAUUGCACAACUAAAUGCCAUAGAAUGUUAUACGACCAAGAUCAUGAUAGAGAAUGUGCUGGAUUCGUUGGCGGUGCAACAGUCGCCGGCCGACAAUAUGCUGGAAUUUGUGGAACAAUUGCGUUGUUUACACACGGCAGAAACGCAUGGCUUUCUUAUUGCCAUCGACAAUGCGGAAAGAUUGCGGGACAUGGACGCGAAUGUGCUUCCCGUGUUGAUGCGACUACAGCAGAUAACCAGUCUGAAUGUGUGUGUGCUACUGCUCUCCCAGCUGCCCUUUGAGAAGUAUUACAACAAGACGGGACUAAGUGAGAUUAUCACGCUUCACUUGGGCCAAUAUAACAAGGCGGAAACGUUGCGCAUUCUCAGCACCGACUUUGAUCAAGUGCGUCAGCAACUGCUACAGCAACAAUCACAGGAGCAACAGCAGCAGCAACGACUGGACAUUUGUGAGGCAGCCAUGACGCCAGAUUUUUAUAAUAAUUAUCUGAAUCUGUUUCUUAGCGUCUUCUACAAGGCUUGCCGUGAUGUGCCUGAAUUACGUCUGACGGCACGCAAGUGUUUUGGCAUCUACAUGGAACCGGUUCUCGAUGGCAGCGUGGAGUGCACGGAUGUGUCGCGUCUCUGGCGACACAUAGCUGGUCCAUUGCGUGCGGCCCUCACACAGAUCUAUAUGCGCAUUGAGAAGCCGCUGCUGGGUGAGACCGUCAUGGAGGAUCAAAGUGUACGAAAGUUAGCGCAGUCAUUAGAACUGCCCUACUAUGGAAAAUAUCUACUGAUUGCCGCCUUUCUCGCCAGUCACAACUCGGCCAAGCAGGAUAAGCGACUCUUUGUAAAGCAUCAUGGCAAGCAGCGCAAGCGAAUGCAGACAGUCAACGCCAGAGCCAAGAAUGCCGAAAAGAUGUCCACCACCCUGGGACCUAAAUCCUUUAGCAUUGAUCGCCUAUUAGCUAUUUUCUAUGCCAUACUCGAUGAGAAAGUGGGUCUCACUUGCAAUCUGCUGUCACAGAUCUCAACGCUGGUGCAUUUGAAGCUGCUCAGCUUUGUCUCUGGCGAGCAAAAUAUUAUGGAUGGUUCCGCCAAGUUACAGUGUACCGUUGGACUCGAGUUUGUACUCUACAUUGGCAAAGUCGUUGGCUUCAAUGUGCGGCAAUAUCUCUGUGACUUUAUGUAG